UCUUCAUAGAGAGGCCAUCCCAGUGUAUUACAGAUCUGAGAAGACCUGUAACAACUGACGUGUGGAUCAGGAAACAAACGAAGCAUUUCCCAAAACAAGUCAAUCUACGCAGGCAGAUACAAGUAAAGCUAGAACUCCUCGGACGCCGGGAACAUGGCAUCGGGUUCAUCGAUGAUGAACGGGGACAUCAGUCAUCCACUCGAAUCCCACGGAUCAAGUGUUGGGAAUGUGGGAAAUUUAGAGGAGGCCCUCCAGCAAAUGAACACCCUGAUCAAGGAGAACAGAGAAUUGAAGGAGGCCUUGAAACAGACCAACUUGUCCAUGAAGGAGAGAUUUGAAGGCUUGUCUGCAUGGAAGGAGAAACAAAAGGAGGAGAGAGAUUUCCUGGAGAAACGUUUGGAGGAGGCCAAAGCCAGACUGAGCACCCUGGACGGCGAGAAUGACACACUGAAAAAGCAAGUGCAGGAGCUGGAGAAGAGUGGAGCAGAGUGUUCACACUCUGAGCUGGAGGUGUUGAGGGGUCAGAUUGCCAGACUUCAGGCUGAGAAGAAUGAUCUGGUAGCUUUGAACUCUGAACUCCAGCUGAAAAUGGGUCAAGGGUCACCUGAGGACUCCUUUAUCGAGAUCAGAAUAGCUGACAGUGAGCUCAAUGUGACCGAAGAUUUGCCUGGACCACAAAAGGACCUAUACACAUCCUUCAAUCCGAAAGCUGAAUCAGAGGAACAGACCGUGAGGCAGCUGCUUCAGUCCCUCAGGAAAGAGACUGAUGAGAAGGAGAAACUUCAACUCAAGCUGCAGGAGGCACAGAUGACGAUUGCAGAGUUGAAGCACAAAGUGGAACACACCGAGAGCAGCGCACAGACGUCUCUCCCUUCUACAACUGAUGAUUUGAGCGCUGAGGUGGAGACUCUGAAAGAUCAGCUGAUGAAGCUCUGCAAUGAAUUGAAACAGGCUCAGAUCAAACUGGACGAGGCCGAGGGCAUGAAGAAAAACCUGCAGGACAGGUGUAAAGAUCUGGAACAGGAUCUGAACACACUAAAGACUCAGCUGGGAGAUAAACAGAAGGUCCAGACUGAGAAUGAGAGCCUGAAGGUUCAGAUGGAGAGUCAACAAGCUGCUAUCAAACUGGAACAGAAGAAAACUCAGGACGAGAAGAAUAACUUGAACCAGCUUAAAGAUGCAUACACCAAACUAUUUGAGGACUACAAUGAACUCCAAGAGGAAAAGAAGAAAAGAGAGGGGAGAGUAUCACAAGAAGAGUACGAUGACCUCCAAGUGAGGUUCGCUGCAGCUGAGAAGGCGCUGGCAGAAAAACAGCAGAAGAUUGAUGAGAUGAAGAUGGAGGUCUCCCAGAAGGAGAAUGAACUAGAGACCAUCAAUGUUUUCAAAGCUCAAGCGGAAAUAUACUCUUCAGAUUUCUAUGCAGAGCGAGCAGCUCGUGAGAAGAUUCAUGAGGAGAAAGAGCGUUUGGCCACUCAGCUGGAAUAUGUGAAGAAACAAAACAGCCAACUGCAGGAGGAGAUGGAUUCACUCGGCCGGCAGUCCUUGAGUGAGAUGCAAAGGAGACAUGUGUCCCGUGGGGCCAAUCCACAAGGGCCCUCAACACCCCAGGCCGGCAGAGGUGAUUGGCAGCAGCAGAAUAUUCCCGAUCACGCUUGUCCGAAGUGUGGAGAAGUCCUGCCUGAUCUGGACAGCCUACAGAUCCACAUUAUGGAUUGCAUUAUCUGAAGCACCCAAUGUGAAUGAUAGCUUUAUUUUGAAGGAUAUGGUCCCCCAACAAACAUGAUACUUAACUUUCAGUCAUUUAUAAAGAGUUUCUGAAACCCUGCAUCCUAAGAAUAUAGUACCUUAUGAUUAUCAUAUUAUCAUAAUAUGUUCAUUAUCAGUAAUAUUCAGGAAAAUACUGAUACAUGCCAAUGGUUGAGGGUGAGAAUAAUGGUGUAACAUGUAGCUUUGGUUUGGCUGGUUGGACUUUCUCUAAAUAGACUAUUAAUAAUGGCAACAUUCAUUUAAGUGGCUUUAAGACAAAUAUAUUAUGUCAUAUCUCCUAACAAAAAGUGUAUUAAUAAAAAUAAUUAUAUACAGUAUAUUAUGUUGCUGGUGUGCAGACAUUGUGGCUUAUAAAUAUAUAUAUUACACAAGGAAUCUAUUAUGUAUGAGUGCCUUUAUUGGUUGCAACUUUAUCUGUUUAUAUCAAGAUUAACUUGAAUAUUUCUGAGAGAAUCAUUUAUAUGCAAAUAUCUGUUGUAAUUUGUUUAUACAGAGAAAUAUCUUACUCUCAGUGCCCUUUAUGAAGGACAUUAUAAACAGAAAUUUUUUAGUAUUUUUUUUUUUUUUCAUCAAUUUUUUAUUUCAUCAAAUUAAAGCACUUUAUCAUAUUUAAUUAGCAUGUUUAAUAAUUAAGAAUAUGGGGCAAGUUACUUUCAAAUACACUUUGUUUCAUCAACAGUUGUGUUCUUAAAAUGGUUUAAGCUAAACCUACAUGUCUAAAAUAAAUAAAUACCCUUUUGAAUUUAACUUUGCUUUGCGAUUAGAAACUUAUCUACUUAUUUUAAUAACAGAAUGUCUUGGAACAUGCCCACUUAAGGGAGUUGGUGCCCUCUUGUGGUGAUUUGUAGAAAUUGCACUCCAACAGAAAUCCUGUUUCAUUCCUCUGUAGCCACUCAAAAGCACUGCUCUAACUGGGAAGAGGAACAUGGAGAACUAACAAUGAAUGAUAUCAUUUUAUUACAGCAUUUACUAAUAUUUGUAAAUGGUUUAUUUUUAGUUCAUAAUGCAUUAACUUAUGUUAACAUUUACAAAUUUGUAUUUGCGUGUGUAUGUAUUAGUACAUUUUUAAAUUAACAUUAACCAAGAUUAAUAAAUGC
Messenger RNA from Xyrauchen texanus (razorback sucker), 2867 nucleotides. It is a transcript of the gene optn, whose product is annotated as optineurin. The coding region runs from base 154 to 1728 and encodes 524 amino acids. The record is from RefSeq and is a predicted model, not a curated record. The transcript is spliced from 14 exons. NCBI's taxonomy places the organism in Eukaryota, Metazoa, Chordata, Actinopteri, Cypriniformes, Catostomidae. Gene Ontology annotation, molecular function: K63-linked polyubiquitin modification-dependent protein binding. Gene Ontology annotation, cellular component: Golgi apparatus; cytoplasm; nucleus. Gene Ontology annotation, biological process: protein localization to Golgi apparatus; regulation of canonical NF-kappaB signal transduction; Golgi ribbon formation.